AUGGUCGAAUUGGUGUCUCCUCCCGACCCUCAGUCUCUAAUUCCUCCUCUUCUCGCAUGCCUACCUACAUCCUUUGCUUCUCCCAAACCUCCUCCAGCACUCCUCCCUCUGUUGUCACCCAUUCUCCGCCAGCGCCUCCACAUCAACACCGCAGGUGCUUCUACGAACAACUGGGCCCCUCUUCUGACGUGGGAUGCGGCCAAAGGAGAGACGCUCAAGGAUACAAUCGAAAAUGCCAUCUUUGAACCUCAUCCUGCAUCGGGAGAGAUCGAGGUCGGCGACAUCGAACCCAUCACAUACAAACGAUUUGACCACGAGACAUUGAAAGCUCAAAUAUCACUUCAAGAAUGGCCAUUUACUGUAAUAUAUCUCUGGUGCACAGGGAGUGACGAGGGAAAUGGUUGGAAGGUCGCCGAGGUAAUACCAGUAGAUGAAGCUCUGCAAAAAGACAGCACGUGGUCCUCAUCGAUCAGUCAUGCAAAUGAAAGCGCCAACGAGAGGCUGGUAACGGAAGCUCUACAAGAAGCAGACCGAGCUGGAUCAAGUUCACAAAGAAAUCUAUCUGCGCAGCCUGCCGACGAGGAUGACUACUGGGCAAUGUAUGACAAGACUCCUGGAAGAACACCAGCUCGAAUAGCAUCGGUGGAACCCAAGCUGACGGGGUCUUCCGAGGAUGAUUACUAUGCGCGGUAUGGUAGUGUACAGCCAGCCAUGGAUGGGCACGACCCAGAUGAAGUCAUGGAAGAUGCAGGACAGUCAAGCUUGAAGGGGACCGUACUGGAAAAUUAUCUGUCACGAGAGUCACAGGUACACGAGGACCGACAGCCACCAACUCUAGUACCGCCAUACCAAGAUCUAUCGGGUCUGGGGCUACAUGGUGAUGGUCAAGAGAAGGAGCUGGAAGUCACGCAGCCAGUGCCUUCCUCACCUUCUUCUAAGGCUUCGGAGGCGGUGGCAAGGCUGGAAGAACACGCCGAACGGUAUGGAAUAUCAGAUAUUGGCAUUAGACAACACAUCGGGACCAGUGUGAAGAGUAUGUAUCGACUGGCGAAAAGUGCGGGGAUGGAUCGUGAGGAAUUUGAAAGAAUCGUGCAGAGGGAGCUGGAUACUCUGAGUAUCUAUGAAGAUGUUUGA
Molecule: messenger RNA, 1134 nt
Organism: Exophiala bonariae
Lineage: Eukaryota; Fungi; Ascomycota; Eurotiomycetes; Chaetothyriales; Herpotrichiellaceae
Exons: 1
Coding region: 1-1134 (377 amino acids)
Source: RefSeq, a predicted model, not a curated record